UGAAGAGAGUGAAGUACUGAUUUUACUUCAGUGUCUGCCUUAUAUCUCACAGCUCAGUUUCUCUCCUUCAUUUUUACUCUCAAGCCAAACUAAGUUAAUGUGGGAAGAAGCAGACGGAGAACAGCAACCAGGAGAGAAGAUACUGGAGCUGUUAUCAUCAGUGUGCAAACGUGGAACUUUCCCUUUUACUUACAGACAGAAAGCUGUUGAAUAUCAGUCUGACUUCCUGCUGGAUGUGUACUCCCACGUAAAGGACUGUGAGACUAAAACAGGCUUGAGUGUCCUUCCAUCAUUACAGUCAGUUUUCCAGUCAGCUCCUGCAGUCUGGUCCAUAAACCUCUCAGAGAGAAAGACCUCCAUCCUCCUUGAAGUGCUGAAACUCCAACCAGAGAAGAAACAUGUGGAGCUGACACAGUACACUCAUAAAAAGAGUAAAAUUAGGAGUUUCCUGCAGUGUCUGCCUUAUAUCUCACAGCUCAGUGUUUAUUUUGAGGAUUCAGAUGAAGAAAUCAGGUUCUUUGUGAAUCUGUUCUGUGCAGCAGCAGAGAGAGAACAGCAGACAGGAGAGAAGAUACUGGAGCUGUUAUCAUCAGUGUGCAGCUUUGAUACAUUCCCUUUUGAUGACAGAUACAUGGAUGACGAUGAUAGGAAAUAUCGGUGUGAUCACCUCCUGGAUAUGUGCUCUGAUGUGAAGGACUGUGAGACUAAAACAGGCUUGAGUGUCCUUCCAUCAUUACAGUCAGUUUUCCAGUCAGCUCCUGCAGUCUGGUCCAUAAACCUCUCAGAGAGAAAGACCUCCAUCCUCCUGGAAGUGCUGAAACUCCAACCAGAGAAGAAACAUGUGGAGCUGACACAGUACACUCAUAAAAAGAGUAAAAUUAGGAGUUUCCUGCAGUGUCUGCCUUAUAUCUCACAGCUCAGCUGUGAUCCAGACUUCUUCCAGAGUGUGUGUACAUCCAUGUCUGUAAGAUCCAGAGAGGAGGCCCAGCAGCUGGAGUCUCUGCUGCAGCUCCUGGGGUUCCAGCUGCUGUUAACAGGAGAGUUACACAGGAAAAGCUGCUGGUCUGUGGGGAGAGUUCUCAAACUGUGUGGCUCUAAAGUGGAUCUCAUCCUCACACCCAGCAAGAUGUCUGCCAGAGGAGCCGCUCUCCUCUUUAGACACGCAACACAACUACACAGUCUGAGGCUUUCCAUCGACAUGUCCUUGCUCCUGUUUCAGUGGGUAAGAAGAGGCAGAGUGGUCUGUCCGCUGGCUGUUGAAGAGCUUUCUCUUCUGCCUAAGAAAGCCCGACCAUCACAGAGAGUAAUGUUGAGGGCUGUCAGUAGUUUGGCUUCCCUGCUGAGAUACUGGACAGUCGGACGGUUAGACCUGACUGAGACCUGCAUCCCUGCUCAGGGUCUCAUUACACUGCUGCUCCAUGAUGGUCCUCUAACAGUCAAACUGAGUGAAGAGAGCUUCCAGCAGGUUCUGUGUCUCCUCCAUGAAAUCCAGGACAAGGACUUGACGUUGUCCUUCUUGAGUAAGGUUGGUGGAGACCUGACCUCCUGCUGUCUGAACUGGGAGCUUCUUCACUAUCUGCUGCAGCAGUCGUCAGCUCAGACCAUCACUGUGAACCUGAGGAAGAACCUCUUCUUACAGGAGGAAACCACACGUCUGCUUCCCUUUCUGGACAGGAUUGUGUUUAAAAGGCCCAGUCCCAGCUUUGUGCUGAGCUCCAUCAGAGAGCUCUACAGAGCUCAUGACAGUCACGCUGUACCCAGUUUACUGAGGUCAUUUGGUCAUGUGAUCAACCUGAGCUGCAGAGAGCUGGACUCAGUGGACUGUGCUGCUCUGAUCUUCAUCCUCAAACACGGAGACGGAGUCAAACUGAACCUCCUGUGGACCUCCAUACCAGCAGAGGGAGUAGAGUCCAUCCUCUUCAUGCUGGACAAAGUUUCUCAUCUCAGUGUUGACAGGAAUCAGCUGCUGAGGUUCAUCCACUGCUGUGCUGCCUGUGACGUCCAGCAGGAGGCAGCGUCAGGCCUGCUGAGGACUCUGCAGCACAGCUUGGAUCUGUCCUGCUCCUCCUGUGUGGAGCUACCAGAGGAGGAUCAGCCUGAGCCUCUGAGUCUGACUGCUGAUGACUGCAGGGCCGUCUCCACCAUCAUGACACACAGCAGCCGGGACACACAGCUCGACCUGCGAGACUGUGAGGUGGAGGACAGCGUGCUGGACCUGCUGUUUCCUGUCCUCCACAGGGUCCGCCUGAGAGUCAGUAAAACUGUCCUCCUCCAGCUGCUGUCUCUGGUUCCUGUGAACAGUGAGAGGGACACAGUGAGGCGGGCGGUGUCCCUGUGUAGAGCCCUGGGUGGAGAGCUGGAUCUCAGUCACAGCACGCUGGAUCAGAGGGCCUGUGGGGCUUUGGUCCAGAUGCUGGACUCGUGUGAAGGGCUGACAGAGCUGGACCUCAGUCACUGUCAGCUCACUGACCAGCUGCUGCUCCCUCUCAUCACACGUCUGCACAAAGUCCAAGUCCUGGAUCUGAGUCACAAUCAGAUCACUGAUGCUUCGACUGAUGUGUUACUGCAGCUGCUCUCCAUCAACCCCUCCAUCGACUGUGUGCGACUCUACAGCAACAACAUCGUGCACAGAGCAGCCUUCAAGGAACACAAGCAGUUUGAGAUCUGGUGAAGCACUCGUCACCAUCAUCAUCAUCAUCAUCGUCAUCAUCAUCAGGGACCUGUGGUUUUAUGGUCUAGAAUGUUUUAUUUUGCUUUAUUGUAUUUCUUUAUUAUGUCAUUAUUAAAAAUAGUAUUUCUAUAGAGACGAGCGCAUCUCAGACUGUUUCUGAAAGUUCUGCAGAUUUUUGUUUUAUGGAGCUCUGAUUGAAGCUAUGCAACAGUCAUCCUAAUGUUUACACAUCAGAUUUAUUUAUCGUGAUUAAAUUAUUUUCAAAUAGUGAAAAAAUAAAGUGAUGCUGUAAUAGUUACUUUAAAGUUGUGAGUCAACUUUGUUAAUUUUUGGUAUUUUUGCAAUAACUGCACUGAUUUUGUACUUCAUGUGUGAGUCUAAACAUAAAGAUGUUGUAAUGAUUUUCACAGUAGUCAUGCAAUAACAUUGCAGUCAGGUGGCAUGACAAUAAAGAUACCAGUGAGGGUCAUUUCUUUAUUUUAAAUGAACUAAUGCCAGAAAUAAAGGUGUGAUGUAAAACAUGGUGCAUAUUUGGAUUGUAUGAAAUACAUGUGAAAAUCAAAUCAGUUUACAGACAUCAUUUUUAAUCAUGUAAAUGUACAAAAUCUGAUCUUGUCUGAAAAGACUUUAUAAAAAUGUAAAACUUUCUUUAAAAAUGGUGCACUAAAAUUUCACAUGACUCUUACAUUUUUUGAUAUAGGAAUCAUAAUUAUAUAACAACAAUGAGAGUGGUUUUAUUAUCACAUACAUAUUAAGAGACAGUAUGUCAUCACACAACACUGAGCAGGUUUAGUGAGAUUAAUAUUGUUUAGCACUCAGGAUACAGAGUGUCUGUUAACAUUAAGAUUUUAACACGCCUCAAAUCAUCAUCUGUAGUUCAGUCUAUGCACACACAUUUGUUGUUUGCAAAACUUGUGUAUAUGAUUUUAAAAUUGACAAUUUAUAUUUGCAUUCAAAGUUAUGAAAUAUGAUUCAAUAAACAUGUUUGUGGUUGUUACAGUAAAAAAUAUAACUAUUUCUA
Molecule: messenger RNA, 3692 nt
Organism: Oreochromis niloticus (Nile tilapia)
Lineage: Eukaryota; Metazoa; Chordata; Actinopteri; Cichliformes; Cichlidae
Exons: 11
Coding region: 98-2671 (857 amino acids)
Molecular function (GO): protein binding
Source: RefSeq, a predicted model, not a curated record